Molecule: messenger RNA, 2208 nt
Organism: Pimephales promelas (fathead minnow)
Lineage: Eukaryota; Metazoa; Chordata; Actinopteri; Cypriniformes; Leuciscidae
Source: RefSeq, a predicted model, not a curated record
UCAGUGGCGUGAUUCAAACUGGGGCAAACUCAAAAAGUGAUUCUGUGAACGUGAGCACAGAAACGGACAAGAUGUCGCUGUCAAGUUUUCUCCCUGAACCCACCCAACUGUCCCAGGACCAGUUCGAGGCGGAGGAGAGGUCUCGUGUUCAGAGGUCACAACCCACUCCUUCGGUCUCCACUCGCAGAGAACCUCCUCCCUACGGCUCCGGCAAAUCAUGGAUGCCCCGGUCACUAUGGCAGAGACAUACUGCACAGAUGCAUGUUAGGAAGAAAAGGACGUCCAAUGCUCUGGCAGUGCAGGUGGAUGCAGAGGGCAAGAUCAAAUAUGACGCCAUUGCUAGGCAAGGUCAAAACAAAGACAAGGUUGUGUUCAGCAAAUACACAGACAUGCUUCACGAAGAUCAUCCCGAGCUGCAGAAACCAGGUGAAGAGACGGUGAAAGCGAUUACAGAAAAGGCCCGAGCAGCUCGGAAUAAACUGGUCUCGCAGAAAAUUGCAGCGGCCAUGCAUGUACGUGCUGCAGACAAACAGGCCUCAGCACAGUAUAUUCGGUACACACCCUCCCAGCAAGGACUUGCGUUUAACUCUGGAGCGAAACAGAGGGUCAUCCGUAUGGUGGAAAUGCAGAAAGAUCCAAUGGAACCACCGCGAUUCAAACUCAAUAAGAAAUUUCCUCCUGGGCCUCCAUCCCCUCCUGCUCCAGUCAUGAAAUCUCCAAGAAGAAAGAUAACUGUGAAAGAACAGCAAGAGUGGAAGAUUCCACCCUGUAUUUCCAACUGGAAGAACGCAAAGGGUUACACCAUUCCUCUGGACAAGCGUUUGGCAGCUGACGGACGAGGCCUGCAGACCGUCCACAUCAAUGAGAACUUUGCCAAGCUGGCGGAUGCUUUGGACAUUGCAGAAAGAAAGGCCAGAGAGGCUGUGGAGUUGAGAGCUCAAGUGGAAAAGAAGAUGGCCCAGAAAGAAAAAGAAAAGAAAGAAGAGAAGCUGAGAAAGUUGGCUAAGAUGGCCAGAGACUGGAGAGCUGGAAUCAAAUCCCACGGUGACAAAAGUGGUGAAGAGACAGAAGUCAGGGAGCGUGAUGAGAUCCGUCACGAGAGGAGGAGAGAAAGGCAGCACGACAGGAACAUCUCCAGAGUCGCCCCUGAUAAGAGUUUUCUCCCUGAACCCACCCAACUGUCCCAGGACCAGUUAGAGGCGGAGGAGAGGUCUCGUGUUCAGAGGUCACAACCCACUCCUUCGGUCUCCACUCGCAGAGAACCUCCUCCCUACGGCUCCAGGAAAUCAUGGAUGCCCCGGUCACUAGAGGCCAGAGAGGCUGUGGAGUUGAGAGCUCAAGUGGAAAAGAAGAUGGCCCAGAAAGAAAAAGAAAAGAAAGAAGAGAAGCUGAGAAAGUUGGCUAAGAUGGCCAGAGACUGGAGAGCUGGAGUCAAAUCCCACGGUGACAAAAGUGGUGAAGAGACAGAAGUCAGGGAGCGUGAUGAGAUCCGUCACGAGAGGAGGAGAGAAAGGCAGCACGACAGGAACAUCUCCAGAGCCGCCCCUGAUAAGAGGUCGAAGCUACAAAGAGAUCAGGACAGGGACAUCAGUGAGCUCAUUGCCCUGGGACAACCGAACCCCCGUACCUCCAGUGAGGCUCAGUAUGACCAGCGACUCUUCAAUCAGAGCAAGGGGCUGGACAGUGGUUUUGCCGGUGGCGAGGAUGAGAUGUAUAAUGUGUAUGAUCAGCCCUUCAGAAGUGGCCGAGACAUGGCACAGAAUAUCUACAGGCCUGGGAAGAAUGCGGAUAAGGACGUGUAUGGAGACGACCUGGACACACUCAUGCAGAGCAACAGGUUUGUUCCUGAUCGGGUAUUCUCGGGUGCGGACCAUGGCCCCCGCCGCGGCGGCCCGGUGCAGUUCGAGGAGGAUCCUUUCGGUCUGGAUAAGUUCUUUGAGGAAGCCAAGCAGCACGGAGGCUCCAAGAGGGCGUCCACUAGUGGCCGCUCAAAGGACUACGACCACGAGAAGAAACGCAGGAAGGAGUGAGACAAUUCCACUGUACACAAAUUCUGGGUCAAAUCCUCCUCACCCUAUUUUUUAUAGCUGUAAAGUGAAUGUCUGAACUAUUAGUCUUAUGGCGUUUCAUCUAACCCUAACCCUGUCAUGUUUAUUCAAACUGUUGUACUGCAAAGCCAUUCUAAUAAAUGUCUUGUAGAGGAUUUCA